AUGGUCUCGUCCUCCCCCAAGCCCUCGUCGCCCUUGGACGAGCUGGAUGUCGCAGCCGUCGUGCAGGGCUUUGAUGCCCAGGGCGAGCAGGGUCUGAACCAGAGUCUCAGACCGACCCCGGCUCCGAACCACCCAGACUCCGAAAAGUCCCAGUCCCAGACAACCACCAACGGAACCACCAACGGCAACGCUCAGAACACCAGACGGCCCAAGCAAAAGAAGCCGCAAAAGGUCCCGCCUACCGUCUCAGACCCCGACCGGCCCCUCAUCACUCCCGUCGGAGACCCGUGGCCCCGACCAUACCAUUUCGAAGGUGAUGGUCUGCGCCGCGUUGCCCCAUACCACUUCACCUACAACACCCAUUGUAAGGAGCGAUGGCGUAACCGGCCCCUCCUUGAGAUCUACGAGGCCGAGUUCCGGGACCGACCCAUUCAGUACUACUACGAUUCCAUGGUUCGCGGCACCAUCUUUGUCAACGGUCGCCGUGUUGGCCCUGACUAUGUUCUCCGAAACGGAGAUCUCAUCUCUCAUACACUCCACCGUCAUGAGCCACCCGUUACAGAGGAUCCUCUCCAGGUUAUCCACGAGGAUGAGGACAUGAUUGUCAUCAACAAGCCGGCCGGCGUGCCUGUUCACCCAGCUGGCCGUUACAACUACAACUCGGUCAUUGAGAUUAUGAAGUCUGAACGCGGACAGGGGUUUCUGCCCUAUCUCUGCAACCGCCUGGACCGUCUCACAAGUGGCAUCAUGUUUAUCGCAAAGAAUCCUCCCGCCGCUGAGGCGCUCGGCAUCAAGAUCAAGCAGCGAACAGUGAGAAAGGAGUACAUUGCACGUGUUAUGGGCAAGUUCCCAGACGGCGAAGUUGUCUGUGACCAGCCCAUUCUGCAGAUCUCACCAAAGUUGGGUCUUAACCGGGUUCGCGCAAAUGGAAAGACUGCCCGAACAGUGUUUAAACGCCUAGCCUAUUACCCCCCUCCGGACGGAGAAGAGACAGAGGGAGAUGGGCGACCCAAGACACCAGAGGAGGAACUGGACGAGAAGCAUCACCCUUGGAUCAACAAGAGGGGUUAUUCUAUCGUCCGAUGUCUUCCAGUUACGGGUCGGACUCACCAGCUUCGUGUACACCUUCAACACUUGGGACACCCUAUCCAGAACGAUCCCAUCUACGCCAAUAGGCGAGUCUGGGGCUUCGAUCUAGGGCAGAACGAUGCGGAUGGAACACUCAACACUGACGAAGACGUCGUGAGUCGCUUGUCUCGUAUGGGCAAGGACGAGGUUGCAGAUGCAGUAGCCUACUACGAUACCAUGGUGGACAAGUAUGAGCAGCGGCGGGCUGAGAAGAUGACGGGCGAGCUCUGCGACGUAUGCCAAACGCCUCUGUACUCAGACCCUGGCAGCCAUGAAUUAUCGUUGUGGCUCCACAGUCUUCGAUAUGAAGAUGCGGGCGGAAGCUGGUCGUAUGUCAGCCCGCUGCCUCGGUGGGCGCUCCCGCCAGAGGGCAUGAGUGGGCCAACGACGGUUGGCGGGAUGGAGGAGCUGGUGGAGGCGGUAAAGGACGAGAAUCCCGAGAUAUCAUGA
Molecule: messenger RNA, 1578 nt
Organism: Fusarium vanettenii 77-13-4
Lineage: Eukaryota; Fungi; Ascomycota; Sordariomycetes; Hypocreales; Nectriaceae
Product: pseudouridine synthase
Exons: 1
Coding region: 1-1578 (525 amino acids)
Biological process (GO): pseudouridine synthesis
Molecular function (GO): RNA binding; pseudouridine synthase activity
Source: RefSeq, a predicted model, not a curated record